AUAAGAGCGAUACAUGUGUGCCUGAUCUUGUCGUGUUCACUUGUCGUUACGAUUUUUAAUAAAAUCAGCCGACCAGGAACCCGGCAAGUACACGUGACGUGACGAGUCCCUGCCUCAACAACAAAAGACACCUUUGUCUUCUCUGGUCUUCUCAAAUGCAAUGAAUGUUUCCCGUCCCAAAUAUUUUCUUUUCUGUCGUAUAACUCCAUAUGUUACCAACGCAGUAUAUUUUACCCACUUGUACUCGUGUAUUUUCCAGUUUCUCCUUAUACAUAACCUCUCCUGGGUCUCUAUGGCCGUCUGUUUAUGUUCCAUUUGAGCAUGUAUGAAUGGAAAACGUAAUAGUUUUCUCGAUACGUGUGCAAAUAUAGUCCUAUUUUAAUGAACUCCUUUUUCAUUUUUUUCUGAAGGUUCAAAAUGUCUGACCAAGAUUCUCCUGGGUCUACUCCCAGUCGUAUUCCCUUUAAAAUUGUGGACUACACAAGGGAGAAGAAGUUUGGGAUUGUGGCAGGCAGUCUUGAAGAGCUAGUUUCUAAAGCAUGUGAAAAGCUGGAAGUGAACCAGAAUGCAGUUGUCAAAAUUGUGCUUGACAUUGAUGGUACAGAAGUUGAUGAUGAAGAAUAUUUUGAAACUCUGGAGAGCAACACUGUUUUGAUGCUCCUGAUUGAUUCACAAAGGUGGCUCAUGCAUGGAAAACCUCGAGGGUGUAUAAUUCUGGAUGAGACAGACGGCAGAUGUGGACAAGCCCGUCAGCUGGUGGAAAGACUACACUCUGACAUGUCUUAUAUCACAAUGUUGGGUGGUAAGGAGCUUGAAAUGCUGACUGACAUGGACCCAGAGAGCUUAUCAGAUAUUGACAGGACCUUUGUGGAGCAGCUGCAACAGGCAAGCGGGCGCUUCCUAGCCGAGCGCCGUGAAGCCCAGGAUGCACUGCACAUGCUCAAGCUCUACAACAGCAAGGAGGAUUUCCAGCAGAGCAAGAAGGAGAAAGUAUGAGAAUUAGCCAACGAGAGCAGUGACUGCUUCUCGUUGAAUGUCUGACAUUUUGCCUCCCAGCUGCGCCACCUUGUACAUCGACCAAACAGACUACCUCUGGGUUUCAGAAUUCGUUUCCGACACCUUGAUGUAGUUUUCAUUUUCUGAUUUUCAUGUUUUUGCUCAUUCCAUUUCUUCUGAUAAGGAAAGUGGAGAUGCAAUAAUAUCCUACACCAAAUGAUGUACAACCAGGUGCAGUUGGGAGUCUGUUUAACUAGUAUUGAAACAUGUGUGUUUUAGUUUUAGAUUUAGCAUACAUUUGUGGUGUUUAGGAAUUUUAACCAGAACCGAUUGAUUGUUAUAUGGGGAAAGUUCUUUAGUUUUAGGUCCUAAGGGGACCUACUUGAUACAAUUUGGCCAUUUCGUGCUCUAAGGCUGAUAUGUCUCAAACGGGCCAUCUCAAUGUAUGGCCAAACUAAGUAGUUUUGUUACAGGAACUUCAGUCAGACUUCUAAGUGCCCUAAUCAUUAAUAUUUGUGAUUUAUAGCUUGAGAAUUUGCUGAUAUGAGGUCAAACUCGGCUCAAACACUGCCAUUUUUCAUGAAUUUCCUUAACUAUUUCAACAAGAUUCAAUGGACUCACCAUGGACUGGUGUUCUUACUGUUAAGAGAAUAGUAUUCUGCCAUGUCAUUUCUUAAAUUAAAAUUAGGUCAAUUAAAAGCUCGCUACUAAGUUUAUCUAGAGAAACAAUUUUUUGCUACAUGUUGACUGUUACAUGCUUCUUUUAAUUGGAAAGUAACAAAGAGAUCCAUCUACGACAAUCAGUGGCAGUUGCAUUGCAAAUCUCUGUUUGAUUUUUCGUGCAUUUCAUUUCAUGCAAAGUUUGGAAUAUUUGUUUAAAACAUUCCUAAUUUUGAUUGAUUGGAGGAGUGCGGUCAAUAAUAAACUUUACCAUGGCAUUGACAAAAAGAAAAAACUGAUCAUCUAGUUUUCAACUGGCUCCCAUUAGUCUUGAUUUUACCUAUAUUAUACAUAAGCUGUUAAUCUAAUCAUGAAGCAGGAGCAGUACUUUUUCAAAAGGUAUGCAAACCUGUUCCUUUCUCAAAUAGAAAUUUUUGAUUUUCUUUAUUAUUUCAAGAAUGUCUUGUAAUAUUUUUUACUCGAGAAGCACCUCAAUCAAACUUAUUAUGUGCACUCUGAAUUUUAAGAUUCCAAAACAGUUCUUCUUUGCUCAUUGUUUUCUAAAACUAUUCUACUAUUCACUGCCUCUAUUGUGAGAAUAUUUUUCAAUAAACUACGCUCAAGUAUAUGAUUGUGGAUAGAAGUGUCAAAAAUGGACUAUGACAGAAACAAGUAAUUUUGGGUGGGAAAAAGAUUCUUAUUAUGACAGUCACUCUGAUCCUUUCACUCUCUUACUUCUAGAGUGAUCACAUUUCUUAUGAGAUUGUUGAUUUUGUUUACUGUCUUUCCAAAUCAUGUUGGUUGACCAACAUUUUAGCUCAAUUAUGUAAAUUUUACUACCUAAAAGUGUCUCUAGGAGUUGAGUCAAUUUCAACGUAACACGGGGAUAUUCAUGAUACCCUGAAAGCUGUAAAUGUACUGCUGUCAAGAUAUUUUAACUAUUCAACUAUAACUCUCUGGUUUACUGUCUUAUCCACUUCUUGCUCUUUAAUGUGAAUGCACUGCUUUUUCAUAAUUUUGGCUAAUGUUGUUUGUUGUUGUUUUAGUGACAAAAGUUGUUUGUUUUGCUGUGAUGUGUUUACCCAUCAUCUUGGGACUUGAUGGAUGUGUUUAAUGAUCUAAGAAUAGAGACAGGGGGUAUAUUGUGAGCUUUUAAGCAAGUUUGGGUUGAGCACAAAAGCUGCUUGAUUAUUUAAGUAUAUCUGUACUCACAAUCUACAGUUGCCAAUUUUUGUAUCAAAAAUUGUCAAAACUAAUUAUUUAUUUAAGUUCAGAGAUUUGUCCAAGGUUUCACAUCAACAGAACAACCUUGUAAAGGUAGAAAGACUCGGUGAAGAAUUUGUACACCAAGACUUAUCUGUUUGGUUGGUCUGUUUCUGCGAUCUACAAUAGAACUGAAAUUUAAAUGAAAUUGUUUUGAUUGGUCAGGGAACCUAUCUCGGUUCUUUUAAUUGUGGCUGAGGACUAACAAGGACUGUUUCAGACUGAAAGAGAUCUCAAUCGUGGACUGCCUGAAGUAAGGGGGUAAAAUUUGAGACUUUGCAAAUGGUUUUGUGUGUUUGGUAUUUAUCAUUAUGUCUAUAAUGUAUUAUUGCCUUCUUAAGUUCCUUAACUUGUGUCUUUUGGAUAUUCAUAUCAGUACAUAGAGGCGAGUACUACUGCAAUACAUUGUAUAACUGCCAUGAAGAGAAAGGUAUAUGUGGAAUAAAUUGCUGUAAAUAAUUGCAAAUUGUCAGUAUUAAGUAGCAUUGUUAAUGGCGCCAGCUGUCUCAUUGGUGUUGUACAGGUGCUACGAAACCUUUAUUUUACUUAUCUUCUGCAAGACGCUGGGUAGGCCAACCCGCCAAGCAGCUGUGUGUAGCCGGCAACUCGUUGGACUCGUCCUGAGCGCUCCAGUAAGCAGGGCAGGGAUUAUCCGGCAACCGGUAAGCUUUGUGCCAAAACGCCUUAACGCGUCACCUCACCUCGGGGGAUGUUUAUUGUGGUGGUACUUUGAAAGGACUAAGUCUUUCCAUAAAAACAAGUUAGCAAUGCGAGUGGGCCUCUGCUUUAUCUCUACUAAUCCACCCAUGGUAUUUGCCAAUCUUGUUCAGAACAGCUCUCCUAUUGCUCAGUCACUUGUAUUGCGGUUUCUCAGUUGACAUAUAUUAUUGUGAUUUCUGAAACAUGUGGAUCAACUGAUGUAGUAUACUGUGCAAUCAGUGUAACAUCUUAAUUUGACUGACUAGACUGAAUUUCAAAAAGAAGAUGUAAUCUUUGUGACUCAUCACACAUUGAAAUUUUAAGUUUCAUAAAAUGCCUCAGUAACCCAUGUAGAUCUGUUUUAAUAAGUGGUAUCAACUUCUUUUGUGUUUAUAAUGGAUGGGGUGUAACUUUGUCACCUAUACUCUGAAUGUUGAUUAUACUCAGCAAUUUAUGGAAGAAGUUUGUAACAAUCUUAAUCUGAAAAAAGAGAGAGAAAUGGAGAGGUGCUAAACUAAACUACAUAUGCAUUUCGUUGCAUGUAAAACUUUAAGCAUUACUGUAAAUCUGUAGUUUAAAAUAAAUUAUGUCAAAAGCAU
This is a messenger RNA of Frankliniella occidentalis (western flower thrips), 4217 nucleotides long. RefSeq lists its product as uncharacterized. Bases 418 to 996 code for a protein of 192 amino acids. The transcript has 5 exons. Gene Ontology annotation, biological process: regulation of apoptotic process; apoptotic process. The record is from RefSeq and is a predicted model, not a curated record. NCBI's taxonomy places the organism in Eukaryota, Metazoa, Arthropoda, Insecta, Thysanoptera, Thripidae.